UUUUUUUUUUCAUCUGCUCCUUUACAUACACAAAAAAUGCCUCUUACUUGCUCUGACUUUUGCAAAAUCCUUUUCGCCAUCCUCUUGCCACCUCUUGGUGUCUUCUUUGAGCGAGGAUGCACUUGCGACCUUCUCAUCAACGUUGCUCUCACAUGUCUCGGCUACAUUCCUGGAAUCAUUCACGCGCUAUACAUUAUAGUAAAAUACUAGCACGAACUAAAGAACCGGUUUCCGUUGCCCGUUCUGACCACAUACACUCAUUCCCCAUCACCACUACAUAUUUUGCUAUCCCCUACACACAAUCAUCCUUUAAGUAAAGAGUCGACUGACUCUUAUUUUGUAUAUGUAACGUCCGCUCAUCUAUUAUCCUUUAUCGCAUAAAGUAUAUUCUUUCUCAUUUAUCCCGGCCCUUUUAGCCGCUCCAAUGGUUGUACGUGUGUGUUCCCAACAAAUGUAGCUAGUGGAUGCUAUAUAUUUUCGGUUUAUGUCUUGGCGUGUUUAACUUGGUAUUUGCUAGUAGAAACUCUAGAGAUAAUUAUGCUUAAACUGGGAGCGUGGGAUUGGGGGAAAGGUGGAAGAGCGUGAAAGAUAUAGUUUAAAGCAAGGCAUUGUUUUUUAUUUCCUGUCAGGAUUUUUA
Molecule: messenger RNA, 637 nt
Organism: Zychaea mexicana
Lineage: Eukaryota; Fungi; Mucoromycota; Mucoromycetes; Mucorales; Lichtheimiaceae
Product: plasma membrane proteolipid 3
Exons: 5
Coding region: 37-210 (57 amino acids)
Cellular component (GO): membrane
Source: RefSeq, a predicted model, not a curated record